AUGGCCUACGGCCAUAUCCUGGCCUCGUGCAGCGCCAAGAAAUGUCGUUUUUGUGGGUCGGAAGAGCACGAGGCCAAGGAGUGUGACGAGCCCAAGGCUUGCCACGGAGAGGAAGACACGUUCAGAGUGAAAGAGGAGGGUGCAUUUUUUGGAGUGAAAGAGGAGGAGGGGGAGAUUACUGUCACAUUGGAGGAAGAAGAGGAGGUUGGAGAUCUGUUUAACACCAGAGAGAGACGGGACUAUCGUGGAUCCUCUGGGAAGCCUCAACAACCUUAUGAUGCUGAAGAGGCAGAGAAGAGUCUCUCCAGAUCAGAACACCUCCAUAAACACCUGCAUAGAUCCACAGGGAGGAGAACUCAUUGCUGCUCUGACUGUGGGAAGAGAUUCACGUCAUCAGGCAUUAAAAUGCACCAGAGAACACACAAAGGAGAGAAAUCGUAUAGCUGUGUUCAAUGUGGGAAAAGUUUUGGUGGAUCUGGCUCUCUGACUGUACACCAGAGAACACACACAGGAGAGAAAUCGUAUAGCUGUGUUCAAUGUGGGAAGAGUUUUGGUGGAUCUGGCUCUCUGACAGUGCACCAGAGAACACACACAGGAGAGAACCCUUUCAGCUGUGGUCUUUGUGGGAAGAGAUGCACUACAUCUGGCCAUCUAACUAUACACCAGAGAACACACACAGGAGAGAAACCUUAUAGCUGUGGUCAAUGUGGUAAGAGUUUUGGUCAAUCUGGAGAGCUCACAGUGCACCAGAGAACACACACAGGAGAGAAACCUUAUAUCUGUGUUCAAUGUGGGAAGAAUUUUGGUCGAUCUGGCUCUCUGACAGUGCAUCAGAGAACACACACAGGAGAGAAACCUUACUGCUGUGAUCAAUGUGGGAAGAGAUGUACUACAUCUGGCAAUCUAACUCUACACCAGAGAGCACAUACAGGAGAGAAACCUUAUACCUGUGGUCAAUGUGGGAAGACUUUUGCUGCAUCUAGCACUCUGACUCAACACCAGAGAACACACACAGGAGAGAAGCCUUACAGCUGUGUUCAAUGUGGGAAGAGUUUUGCUGCAUCUAGCACUCUGACUCUACACCAGAGAACACACACAGGAGAGAAAUCUUACAGCUGUGUUCAAUGUGGGAAGAGUUUUAGUCAAUCUUGCCAUCUGACUCUACACCAGAGAACACACACUGGAGAGAAACCGUAUAGCUGUAAUCAAUGUGGGAAGAGCUUUACUCAGCUAAACAGCCUGAUAUUGCACCAGAGAACACACACAGGAGAGAAACCUUACAGUUGUGUUCAAUGUGGGAAGAGUUUUCGUCAAUCUUGCCAUCUGACUCUACACCAGAGAACACACACAGGAGAGAACUCAUCAGAAAAUACAUGAAGGAGUUGUUUCAUGAUUUCAAUGAAAUAAUUUCACAAUGUAGAAUGUUUUUAACAUUGUAUUUGGAGUAUUUUAAGGUAUUUCACAAUGUAGAAUCCUAAACGUUUGCCCCCUGUUCUAUUGAUUUCACCAUGAUAUGGAUAUUAGCCUUGGGAAAAUCCAGGCUCUGAAUUGAAAGAGUACAAUUUAUGUGAUUUAACAAAAAGUGACUAACACAAAAAGAGCUGUGUUACACUUCCUGUGUUGGUGACCCACUUGAAUCAAAAUGCAACACUUCAAAAUGUAGCUAGCUGUUUUCUACAAGUUGUCCUCUAACCAGUGAUGUACACAUUAUUCUCUGAUUCCGUGUGGUUUUUGAGCUGUUAGUUUUGACAGGACGUGCAACCUCAUCUCCCUCUCGGCACAAUUGAUUUCAACAUGAUAUCGUUGAGUGAUGACAAAUAAGUGUUGCGUUCCUUUGUUUAACGACCCCUACAUUUAAAUGCAUCACUCCAAAAUGUAGUUGACUGUCUUCUGCAGGUUGUCCUCUAAUCAGUGAGGUAAAAGAUAUCUCCCAUUUCAAUGUGUUCUUUUAGUUGUGUUAGUUUCAACAGCACGUACAACCUGAUUUCCCCCCUAAUCGAUAUCAGUGAUUUAUUGCUACUUGUCAAAACAAGUGUUUCUGAUGCUUGUGCAGUUCAUAAGGAGCUUGUUUAAAAAAGUAAUGUGAUUAUUGUUGCAGAUGUUUGUGUACAUAGCACAUUUUAUGUUUAGGUUUUCAAUAUAUCACAAACUGCAUAUUGGUUAUUGAUUUGAACACGUUAAAACUGUGUUUUUACUUUGGGGCUAUCCCACCUAGCAAAAUGUAAUUGAAAAGAAGACUAUGCCUGACGUCCAAUAUUUGUUCGGUUGUAGUUGAAAAUAUGUAUUUUCGGGUCAUUUUUUAAAUUACUUUCAACGUACUUUCAGUAGCCGAGUGGUUAGAGCGUUUGGCAGUAACCGAAAGGUUGCUGGAUCGAAUCCCGAGCUGAUAAGGUAAAAAUAUGUUGUUCUCCCCCCAGUUAACCCACUGUUCCUAGGCCGUCACUGUCGAUAAGAAGUUGUUCUUAACUGACUUGCCUAGUUAAAUAAAAAGUGGACUAGAGUUCUAUUAGCUAGUGAGUUUUUGGGUUCUAUAAAAAAAAUGAAAAAAAUAAUACUAUUGUAUAUUAUUAUUUCGAUUAUUAUUUUUUUUGCUGUCUUCAAUUGUUGCCAGCCAGCAGACACCAUGUUUAUAUUGUAGAAGGUGAAGCAUUGUAGUUGAUUGUAAUGUGAAAUGAAAGUUGUUUUCUGUUGGUGGUGACCAAACUCGUCCAUCAAAAAUAUAGGAUAUAUUUGUUGUCUUUAAAGGGGAAUGUUUUACAGGCUUUGGUUUUUCCAUUUAUGUUGUGAGGUUGAACUUUAGCUCAUUAGCACGUAGGACACACUGAUUGGUGUCACCUCGUUAGUCAGUAUGUGUUUCACCUGAGCUGGUCCAGGUUCUAUUUAAGAGUGUCUGGCCCAGUGCUCCAGUUGUCUUGAUAGAUGUGGAGAGUAAACACCUUUAGUCAAUCCACCUUUUUGGUUUGCUUCCUGUUUAUAAGUUUGGUGUGGGUUUUUCUUUUGUUUCCCUCUUCUUGGGCAGAUUUAGUGGGUCUCAUGGUGGGUGUCUUUUAGGUCCCCGUUGUUGUUACUAGUCAACUUUUAGUGGACAUUGAGAGCAAAAUUGCAAGAUUAUGUUAUAAUAUUUUUAUUGCAUCAAAUGGUUGUUUUAUGCAACAGAAUAGAGAGUUCUUAGAACUAUAGUGUCUGUGUGUUCUACUGAGGAUGGGCCCCUGGGUGAAAACACUGACAGGAGAUUUACAAUGUAUUUUAGGUGAUAAAACCUAAAGAGACCGCAUUCCAGAGCAUGAGUUUCUGUUCUAUAUGGUACCAGGGAGCGAUGACCCCAGGGCCAGACCCUGGUCUCUACACAAAGAGGACUGUUUUUACAGCAGAUGCUGUCUGCUGUGAAUUAUAAGUAUAUUUCAUACAAGUCUUAACCUUGUGACCCGUUCUAUACAUCUAUUGUUUGUCAUGUAGAUUGAAAGGUGUGUAUCUUGGCUGUAAAAUACUUUUGUCUCGUGGCUCUCAACAAAUCAUCUGGGGGUGAUUCGUCGACCAGCCAUCAUUAUCGUAGAGCACUCAAUUGAUUCACUUUAUAUGUGUGCGUUGUAUUGCCCUGCUCCCAUAUUAAGUAUAUAAAGAUUUAGUUUAAGAAUAA
This is a messenger RNA of Oncorhynchus kisutch (coho salmon), 3637 nucleotides long. RefSeq names its product zinc finger protein 664-like. The transcript is spliced from 3 exons. The record is from RefSeq and is a predicted model, not a curated record. Lineage: Eukaryota; Metazoa; Chordata; Actinopteri; Salmoniformes; Salmonidae. Gene Ontology annotation, cellular component: nucleus. The coding region runs from base 1 to 1377 and encodes 458 amino acids. Gene Ontology annotation, biological process: regulation of gene expression.